Messenger RNA from Tripterygium wilfordii, 854 nucleotides. RefSeq lists its product as uncharacterized. The record is from RefSeq and is a predicted model, not a curated record. Lineage: Eukaryota; Viridiplantae; Streptophyta; Magnoliopsida; Celastrales; Celastraceae. The transcript has 2 exons. The coding region runs from base 263 to 847 and encodes 194 amino acids.
CAUGUACACGGAUUUCGUGCGAACAUCAACACCGACAUUGAAUGAUGAUUUAGCCGACUAUCAAAUUGAGAUAGGUUUUGCAUCAUGGUUCAGACAAUACGUUCAUAAGCCACAAAAUGGGAUAACUGAUGACAUAGUACGAAGUGUGGCAAGAGGACCAUUGAGGAGUGUUAAGAUUUGGCAUAUGUGUUAUGUCAAUGGAUAGAAAUUCGACAUCGAUGCGAGGAGCGAAGGCAAGUCAAAGAUCAACAAUGAUGUAGGCAUGCGGGGGACCAAUUAUGGACAAUCAGAAAAUGACUACUAUGGAGUACUGAAAGAGAUUGUUCAAUUGGAAUUAACAGGACUACCGAUAAAGAAAAUUAUUCUUUUUAAUUGUGAGUGGUUCGACCCAACUCCUAAUCGAGGUAUGCGAAUCCAUAAACAUAAUGAUCUUGUCGAGGUUAAACGUAGAGGAAGGUACAAUAAGUUUGAUCCAUUUAUAAUUGCACAACAAGCGGAGCAAGCUUACUUUGCUCUUUAUCCAGAAGGGGUACGUGAUCCACAAGAUUGGUUGGCCGUGAUUAAGACAAAAGCCAAGCACACAAUUACUGGACAAUCAAAGCAAGUCGAUGAUGCCUUUCAAGAUGAUGAAAUUCCAGUUGAGCAAGUUGGACUAGACACUGACCAAUUGGAUUCUCUAAUAGACAAUGAAGCUGAACCCGAGGAAGUACCGGACGAAUACUCUGCAAGAGAAUUAAUGAUUGAGGAAGAGAAUGAUGAUGAUGAUGAUGAUGAUGAAUUGCAAUCGUAUGAUUCAGAGAUAGAGGAAGAGUUGGAAAAUUAUGAAGAAUGUUAUGAAGAUGAUUAAUAAUGUG